Messenger RNA from Closterium sp. Naga37s-1, 2331 nucleotides. Lineage: Eukaryota; Viridiplantae; Streptophyta; Zygnematophyceae; Desmidiales; Closteriaceae. The record is from the annotation of a GenBank genome assembly.
AUGGGGGAUGUCCCGGACCCCUUGCCCCUCGUCACCCCCACCCUCGCCCCCCACCACUGCCCCGCGCUGGCCGCCAUGCCAAUCAUCUCCGCCGCCCUUCCACCCGCCCUAGCUCCCUCCGCCGAUCGCGCCGACCCCGUUCCCGCGCUUCCCCCCACGGUGCCUUCCCGCCUGCAGGCGCGGCUGUCCGCGCUUGGGCACGGCGCAGCCAGCAGCACGUGCCUGGCGGAAAUGCGCGCUCUCUCUCCCCCGCGCGGCUCCUGCUCCGAUGACGCGCUGCUGCGCCACAGCGCGGGUGCAGUGCCGAUUGGCGGAGGGGAUCGGGGAGGAGCGGGGGAGCUGGGGAACGAAGCGGAGGGAGGGGGAGUGGUGAUGGUGGGCAACGGAGUGGUGGUAGAUGUAGAGCGGUUGAAAGCAGCUCAAUACGAUGCAUGGAUGCUGAAGCACCCCUCCGCGCUCGCGAGUUUCGACCGCCUAGCGGCACUAAUGGAGGGGCGGCAGGUCGCGGUGUUCCUCGAUUACGACGGCACGCUGUCCCCGAUAGUGGACGACCCCGAUAAAGCCUAUAUGAGCUCUGCGAUGCGCGCGGCAGUGCGCGGCGUGGCUGCGCACUUCCCCGCGGCUAUCAUUAGCGGGCGCGGGCGCGAGAAAGUGCUAUCAUUUGUUCAGCUGCCCGAACUCUACUACGCGGGCAGCCACGGGAUGGACAUCAUGCUGCCCGCGCGCAAAGGGGAAGAGGCGGACGCGGAGGGGGAAGCUGAAGGGAACGCGGAAGAGAACGGGGUAGGGGGAGGGGGAGAUGGCGGAAAGGGGAAGGGGGGAGGGAGCAAGGGCGUGCGCGUGCAAGGCGCGCAGAGUGUGGACGAGAAGGGGCAUCACGUGGUGCUGUUCCAGCCUGCUAGCCGGUUCGCUGGGCUCAUGAGUCAGGUGUGCGAUGAGCUGAGGGAGCGGUUGAAAGGGGUGCAGGGGGCGCACGUGGAGAACAACAAGUUCUGCGUCAGCGUGCAUUUCAGACGCGUGCCUGAGGAGCUGUGGGAGGAGCAGGCGGAGGUGGUGACUCAGUUGGUGGCACAGCACCCCGAGCUGCGCACCAGCCAUGGCAGGAAGGUGUUGGAGAUCCGGCCAGUGGUGGACUGGGACAAGGGCAAGGCCGUCGCCUACCUCCUCACCACCCUCGGGCUGAGUGGCGACGACUCAGUGCUGCCGGUGUACAUUGGAGACGACCGCACCGAUGAAGACGCCUUCAAGAUGCUGCAGGAGCGGGGGUCGGGGUGUGGCAUCAUAGUUUCCGCAGCACCCAAGCCAUCUGCUGCUACCUUCUCGCUCAGAGAUCCCUCCGAGGUGAAGCAAAACAGACCAUGCAGGGAGGGAUGGGAAGUGGUGGGGAGUGGUCAGAGAGGUGGUGGGGAGGGGCAGGGUGGGCUGGGGCGGAGGGCCAUUCCUUGUCUCUCAUCUCCCUGCUCUCCCUCCCCUCCUUCCUCUCACUCCUCUCCCUUGACUCCCUCCUUUCCCACUCUCUCCCCCUGUCCCUCCUCUCCUUCCUCUCCAUCGCCUCCGUCCGCUUCCUCCUCUCUCCCUCUCCCCCCGCUCCCUCCCCUCCUCUCCCUUCUCUCCCUACCCGCCCUCCUCUCCCUCUUGUCCAUGCUGUCGCACCAGGUGAUGGAUUUUCUGCAGAAGCUGGUCAAGUGGAAGGAGCAGCAGCAGCAGCACCACCGCGUCACGUCCGUUCGGCCACUUACUAGCAUCGCGCCUUUCCGAGUCGCCAGCACAUCAGUGGCUGCGAGGCGGCCACUGGUGGUGGCGGCGACAGCUACUGAGACGAAGACUUCAGGGAAGGUCGACUGGAUAAACAAGCGAAGCUUCCUCGUGAAGAACAAGGUGGUUGGCGUGCAGCCCGCGGAAGCCGCGCGCCUGGCGAAGGAGGAGGGCCACGUCAUCAUUGACGUCAGAACAGUGGCGGAGUACAACGAGGUGCACCCCGAGGGCGCGGUGGGCGUGGAGUUCUACCGGCUGAUCAAGGAGUGGACGCCGUACCACGUGCUGCGCCGCGCCGCCUUCGCCUUCUUUGGCGUGCUCAACGGCACCGAGGAGAACCCCGAGUUCCUCAAACAGGUGGAGGCAGCAGUUCCGGACAAGGAGACCCCAAUUAUCCUUGCGUGCAUGCCGGGCGGCACACUCAAGCCCACCCAGAACUUCCCGUACGGCAAGGAGUCGAGGUCUUUAAAUGCCGCUAAUGUGCUUGUGAAAAAUGGGUACAAGAAUGUUCGCCACAUCGAGGGUGGGGUGUACGACUACCUGAAAGCGAACCUCCCAGUGGAAUAUGUUGAGUGA